UCACAUGCCGUCGGCAUAAGAAAGAUUCAUUACAAUAGUGAUUGUCGGAGGAUACAGGCGGAUUAUUUUUGCGUUUUCUCCGUUCUUGAUUUUAUUGCCACACAACAUAAACUAUGGCAGAUACGAAGGUUGAUUCCGCGACAGAGAUCUCCGCAAAGGACCUGAAGGAGAAGAAGCUUAUCGAGGAGAAGGAAAACGGAAAAGAGACAACUAAUGGAAAGGAGAAUGAAGAGAAUGGAGAACCAGAAAUUGAUGAUGAGGAAGAAGAUGAAGUAGAUGAGGAAGAAGAAGAGGAAGGAGAGGGUGAUGAGGAUGAAGAUGAGGAUGAAGAUGAUGAUGAGCUGGGUGGAGGAACAAAACGAGCUGCUGAUGAUGAUGAUGAAGAUGAUGAGGAUGACGUCGACCCCAAGAAGCAGAAAACGGAUGAUGAUGAUUAAGGGAGUGUUUCGUACUGCUGAGCAGGUGUAGAUGCCUCUGCUUUAACACAACUGGUUAAGCCAGUGGCAAAAAGGACUCAAAUACAUAAAACAUGGUCAUUUUCAAGUUUGUCACUCAUGUCCAGCAUCUGACCCCAAUUCAAAAUUUUCUAGAGGACCGACCGCAACCCAGAUUUCCAACAUUUGCAAUGAAAUACACAAGACAAGGAUUUGUUUGUAUUUUUAUUUACAUUUUAUAUUUUUGUACAUAUUGUGAAGAGAUCAGUCACUUUAUCAUGAUCUCCUGUGACCAAAACGGUGCUUCUAUAUGAAAUUUUACUUGUUUGACCAUGUCUCGAUAUUUCAACAUAAGACAACAUGUAUAAAAUCAACAGCCAUUGAACUCUUGAGCAUUCCAGUAAAUUUUAUGUAUGAACUUUAGUUGUACCAUAAACUAGUUUUUGUAUGGGUGGGCUAGGCCAAAGAAAAGGAGUUUUGGUUUCUUGUUAUUUUGUCUACAUUAUUUGUUUUACCCUGGCCUGUUUGUUGUAUGUGUGAAGUUUGUUGUUCAACAAUAAACUUAACUUUUAUUUUGUGA
Messenger RNA from Paramisgurnus dabryanus, 1014 nucleotides. RefSeq names its product prothymosin alpha b (gene ptmab). Gene Ontology annotation, molecular function: histone binding. The record is from RefSeq and is a predicted model, not a curated record. NCBI's taxonomy places the organism in Eukaryota, Metazoa, Chordata, Actinopteri, Cypriniformes, Cobitidae. Gene Ontology annotation, cellular component: nucleus. Gene Ontology annotation, biological process: positive regulation of transcription by RNA polymerase II; negative regulation of apoptotic process.